CGAAUGGCAAUGCGGCUAAGCUCUGGCCGCCCGCUUCUCGACAGUUGGGGUUUCUGCCAUUGCUUCUCUUGCAAGAUAUAUUUCAAGUUCAAAAUAUAUAUACAUAUAGACUUAUCUCUCUCCUAAUCUUUCUCUUACUUACCUAAGAAGAAGAUGGCAAAGGUGUUCGAUGCCGCAGAAGUUGCGAAGCAUAACACCGCAGAAAGCUGCUGGGUAAUUCUAUAUGGCGACGUCUAUGAUGUGACCGGAUUUCUUCCGGAACAUCCUGGCGGAUCAAAUGUCAUUCUGAAGCUUGGAGGCCGAGAUGCGACUGAGGAGUUCGAUCCAAUCCACCCUUCAGGUACCUUGGCCGAACUCGACCCGUCGUGCAAACUGGGCCGAGUCGACCCUGCGACGCUCGUUGCACCAGCAGUGGAAGAGGCAAGUGCGAAGAGGGAACAAGAAGGGCCUAUAGAUGUCCAAACACUACUCAACCUCGACGAGUUCGAAGAGGUCGCAACGAAGAAGAUCUCACAGAAGGCAUGGGCAUACUACUACUCGGCUUCCGACGACCUUUUCUCCAAGUCUUUCAACAAUCAAGUAUACAGACAGAUCCUUCUCCGACCGCGAGUCUUUGUCGACUGCACAAACUGCGACACAUCUACCACAAUUCUAGGCCACAAGGUUGGCCUGCCCCUUUUUGUCGCCCCGGCGGCUAUGGCUCGGCUGGCCCACCCGGAUGGUGAACACGGCAUUGCGCAAGGAGUAUCUUCCUUCGGAGCACUACAAAUUAUCUCUAAUAAUGCCUCCCAAAAGCCAGAGGAGAUUGUCGCCAACAGUGCACCAGGACAGAUUUUUGGGUGGCAAAUAUACAUACAAAACGACCGGAAAAAGAGCAUUGCCAUGCUAAAGCGCAUCAAUGCAUUGCCGAGUAUCAAAUUUAUCGUUUUGACACUCGAUGCCCCAGUCCCCGGGAAGCGCGAGCACGACGAGAGAGUCGGGUCGCUUGGCAAGGGUCUCGAUGCGAUAUCCGAUGGCACAGGAGAGAAGCGGGAAUCGAAGGGAGGCGUUGGGAAAACCCUUUUCUUUGGCACCGCCACGGACCUGACCUGGAAGACUACCCUUGGUUGGCUCAAGGAGCACACCGAUCUUCCCAUCGUGCUGAAGGGCGUUCAGACUCACGAAGAUGCAUACCUGGCGAUGCAGUUUGCACCACAACUGAAGGCUAUUAUUUUGUCAAACCACGGAGGACGAGCUCUAGAUACAGCACCCCCGGCCGUGCAUACGCUCCUUGAGAUUCGCAAAUACUGCCCUGAGGUAUUUGGCCGCAUCGAAGUCUGGGUGGAUGGCGGUAUCAAGCGCGGGACAGACGUGGUAAAAGCGUUGUGUCUUGGCGCGAAAGCCGUCGGUGUUGGGCGAGCGGCGCUGUUUGGACUUGGUGCUGGGGGUAAGGAGGGUGUGGAGCGCACAUUUGAGAUUCUGAAGGGAGAGAUUGAGACUUGCAUGAAACUGCUCGGUGCGGACAAGGUGAGCGACCUUGGACCGAAGUAUAUCAAUUCGAGAGCCGUGGAACGGGAUAUUUAUGACGGCCACGCUGGGCUGGAGAAGGUGGGAUUGUGGGUCAGCGCAAAACUAUAAGCAAACAUAUUAGAUUCUUGGAUAUAGUUCCUUCAGGCUUUUCGCUAUAAAUCUAUAUGCCUACCCCUGUCGGGAACCUACAGUAUCGCCAUCUUGCACAAAUAUUAUACUACAAAUGCCCAUAAUAUUCUACACUAGAUGUCCUCUAUAACUUCGUCUUUCUCCCCGACUUCACUCCCUUAGGAACCUCACCGGUCAAGACAUUGCGAGGAUAGGACAUGUCGCCGCCGAGUCCGUUCAUGGGCAUCCUCCAGCUCCCUCCAUCAACAACCAGCAGGUCGCCAUUAACAAAGUUUCCAGCAUCACUAAACAAAUACACGGU
This is a messenger RNA of Pseudogymnoascus verrucosus, 1939 nucleotides long. RefSeq lists its product as uncharacterized. Lineage: Eukaryota; Fungi; Ascomycota; Leotiomycetes; Thelebolales; Thelebolaceae. The record is from RefSeq and is a predicted model, not a curated record. The coding region runs from base 154 to 1617 and encodes 487 amino acids. Gene Ontology annotation, molecular function: oxidoreductase activity; heme binding. The transcript has 2 exons.